Messenger RNA from Ahaetulla prasina, 3780 nucleotides. Its product is annotated as major facilitator superfamily domain-containing protein 1-like. NCBI's taxonomy places the organism in Eukaryota, Metazoa, Chordata, Lepidosauria, Squamata, Colubridae. The transcript is spliced from 14 exons. The record is from RefSeq and is a predicted model, not a curated record. Gene Ontology annotation, biological process: transmembrane transport. The coding region runs from base 57 to 1499 and encodes 480 amino acids. Gene Ontology annotation, molecular function: transmembrane transporter activity.
GGCGGGGCCAGUGCUGCCUCGGGAGAAGCGGUGUCGGCCAGCCGGGAAUCGGAGCGAUGGCGGAAGCGGCGGCCGAGAAAGCUUAUUACAGAUUCCUCGUGCUUUUCUUCAACUGUCUCUUGACCUUUGGCUCCUACUUCUGUUUUGACAUUCCCAGUGUCUUGCAAGAACAGUUUCAAGGGAAUCUAACCUGCCCCAACGGAACUCAACACAAUGGCACCGAACAUAACGCAACGACUGAUUGCGUGGAAGGGCUUGGAAUGACUCCUGAAGAGUACAAUCUUCUCUAUGCCAUCUAUGCCUGGACUAAUGCACUGGUGGUGAUUGUGGCUGGCUUCCUGAUUGACAAACUGGGAAACCGCUUUGGUGUCUUUGUUUUCUCGUUCCUGACUGUCUUGGGAUCAUCCAUUUUUGCCCUGGGCUCCCACCUAAAAGGAACUCCGUACCUCUUGCCCCUGAUGCUAACGGGCAGGUUGCUUUUUGGUUCUGGAAAUGGAUCGCUUACAAUUGUGCAGAACCGCAUCACCGCCUUUUGGUUCAAGGGGAAAGAGCUGGCGCUCGCCUUCGGGCUGACUCUCUCUUUCUCCCGUCUCGGCAGCGUCCUCAACUUCUUUUUCACCCAACAGUUUGAAAGCCAUUUUGGGAUCCAGUGGACCCUUUGGGGAGGAGCUUUGUUAUGCGUCCUGGGCUUUAUUUCAGCCAUCACCGUUAGCGUGCUGGACAAAGUGGGCACGAAGCAGCUCGGCUUGGAUGGAGUUCUCCAACAAGAAUCCAAGAAAGUGAAAGUUCAAGAUAUCCGGCACUUACCCCUUCGCUACUGGCUUUUGGUCCUUACUAUAAUGUUCUUCUACAAUGGGAUCUUCCCUUUUGUGGCUGAUGCAAGUAAGUUUAUCCAAGAUAAGUAUCCUGGCUACAGUCAACAGGCAGCUGCUUAUAUAGCUGGAGCGGUUUAUGACAGCUCUCUCGUGCUCUCGGCGGCUGUUGGCAUACUCAUCGAUUAUAUUGGGCUGAGGGGUGUGUUUGCUGUCGGUUGUGCGGUGCUAACAUUGCCCGUAUUUGCUCUCUUGGCCUUCACAUUCGUUCCCCCACUAGUCUCCACCAUCUGGUUAGGAAUCACCUAUUCCUUUGCAGCCGCCAGCAUGUGGCCUUCAAUCCCACUUGUGGUUCCUCAAGCAACAUUGGGAACAGCUAUGGGGCUGGCGACAUCCGUGCAAAUGAUCGGUAUUGGCCUCUCUAAUGUGAUCGUGGGACGGAUCUUGGGAACAAAGUCCAGUGAACUGAAGAUCCCCUUAUGGCGCUGGCAACAGAUGAUGAUCUUCAUGCUGGCCAACACCGUUGCUUGCAUUGGGACCUCUGUCUGCCUUAACAUAGUAGAUAAGAAGCAGGGUGGCACGUUGAACCGCUCGACCAAGCGCUCGCCAACCGAGGCAGUGGCCCAACCGCCUGUUGACGCAGCUCCCCUUCUCAAUGAGGCGGAAGAACCACUAUCUGUCAACUAAAGAAGAGGCCUUGGGGACAUGGGAUAUAACACAGAUGAGCCUCAUUCUUCCACGUGUCCCCCUUUUUUUUCUCCUUUCUUUGGGGGUUUAAUAAGGGAAUUUAAAGACCAGGGUAUGAAUCUGGUGUAUAGGAAUAGCUGCUUUUCAAGUAGCUGCUAGGUGCUAUAUGUUAACUGAAAAUCUUACACUAUAAUUCUACAGCUGCCAUGAGUGCCGAGAUCUUUUAAUGCCAAUUUUGAGUUAUUUAGUCAUUAAGAGGUCUUCUUUAUUUUGGGAAAUUUUCUGCUGAAGGGAUUGAAAAGGUUUUUUUCUGUAGAUUUUAAAUUGGAUGAAAAAUUCUUUAUUUUGGGAAAUUUUCUGCUGAAGGGAUUGAAAAGGUUUUUUUCUGUAGAUUUUAAAUUGGAUGAAAGGCAGGAAUGUAAAUUAUUCUGUGCAAGCAAUUGUAUAUAGAAACCUUGCACUCAUUUUUUUUUAAAAGUCCUCUUGCACUGUUAAAAACCAAUUAUGAUUUUCAUCCUUGUAGCACCCACCAGUGUUAUCAAAAUCCUUUAUAAUUUUCCUUUUCUAAAAUCAUGAGGUUUUUUUAAGUCAAGGUCUGUUUCAAUUAUAUUGGUUUCUUUUUAAAAUCUAUUCUGGAAGUAUUGAAAAUCCUAACAUAUUCAGGAACUGAGGCAUUAUAGUAUAUUCCCAGAUAUUUCAGUUUCCAUUUCUCCUUUCUUGACUUCUUCCGAAGAAGGGUUCCAGUAGCUCCUCCCUGACCAUUUGGGGAUAUAAAGACUAAUAUGAACGAUUAUUGAUUUGACUGCAUAAUGGAUAUUGAAUAUUCUGAAUCUCUUUAGCACAAUGUCCUUAACUAGUAAUUGUGGCUAUAUAAGUUGGUAAUUUGUCAAGAGGCCUGUUUAACUUUUCUCUAUAUAGAAACAUAAUACCCAUUAAGAUAAUCUAUUAACACUGCUAACUAUAUUCACUUCAGAGUUAACCACUCUGGAUAGGCCAAACCCAUCCCAGAGGCAUUUGAUGCUUUGAGCCAGCAGUAAGUAACAUGAUCCAGUUAUGAGUUAGCUUUUGGCUCUGCUGUCCCUCAAGUGGUUAGCUGGCCUUAGACUUGCACUGCAAUUAGAAAAUAUAACAAGCCCGUGCCAAUAACUUUUCCCAGCUAUCUAGAUAUCUAGCAAUAUGUAUCUAGAAAAUUAUUGAUGAGAUUCAACCACUUGGCAGGAAAAUCUCCAGAAUUUGGAAGAGAGUAUUGCAGGCAGGUUGUAGACAGGCCUCCCUGAACAUAGACGGGUGGGUUUCUGUAUAAAUACACAACAGCAUUCCUGACCUCCUUCCUUCUAUCAUCUCCUGGUCAAAUUGCAAGCUCAUUUUUAGCCCAACUAGACAACCCAUGGCCCAGCAGGACAUCUUCUCAAGAGAUAUUUCCUGACCAGGUAUCCUAAUGUCUUCAAAAUCGAAUUCAAGAUACAUUCAGAGAUGCAACUGCCUUGAAAAUAUCUCAUGUGGAAUUGUAUAGCACAAACACACACCAAUGCGGAAAACGUUUUAUGACAUUUUGCAUUAUGUCACAAACGGUUUUGGGAGGAUUCUUAUGUCAUAACAUGUUUUAUAACGUUUGCCAAAUUUCAAUCCUGUGAUUGAAUUUGGGACAGAUUCUGUAAAGUUGGCCCAUUUAAGGCACCUUGGUUGAAAACGUUUUGCCCAAUGGUGCAUUAGGUCAAAGAUUACAGGAAUGAGAUCUCUAUGGAGACCCUCAGUCACCCAAGGUCAUGGUUGUCCCAAAGAGGCAACCAGACUCUCUUGGUUUUUCCCUCAAAGUGUUUCACUUCUCAUCAAGAACUUCUCAUUCAGUUCUUCUCAAGAACUGAAGAAGCGAAACGUCUUCAGGGAAAAACAAAGUCCAGUUGCCUCUUGAAAAAGCACCUUUACUACAGGACCAGAGUUUUAAUAAUAUAUAGGUGCAAAACUUGGCUUAGAUCUCCUACCUCCGCUUGUAGUAGAAGAAAAGUGACCUGCUACUCUAGGGAAGGUCACUUGGAAUGCUAGAGAUUUAGAACAGAAAGUACGAUAGGUACAUUUUUGUGACGGUCACUCACAAGAGGCCUCUUUGUAACAUUAGAGCCAAUCACGGUUACAAGCAUCCCAUCUACUCCUCUGAAAUGAUCUGUGUGCCACUUUUGCUGGUCCUUUUAAAUGAACCAUUGGGUUACGGCUUACCUAACUUUUCUUGGAAUGCCUCUGUAGCCCAACUCGCAUGAAAAUAAAGAUGACUAAAUUUUUUUUA